Messenger RNA from Amaranthus tricolor (Joseph's coat), 1967 nucleotides. Its product is annotated as proline transporter 1-like. The transcript is spliced from 9 exons. The coding region runs from base 74 to 1486 and encodes 470 amino acids. Gene Ontology annotation, cellular component: plasma membrane. The record is from RefSeq and is a predicted model, not a curated record. NCBI's taxonomy places the organism in Eukaryota, Viridiplantae, Streptophyta, Magnoliopsida, Caryophyllales, Amaranthaceae.
AUAAGAACUCAUAGGUAGCUAUAGAAGCAAAACUAGAAAAAGAAGCUACCACUUAGUAGAUAGGAAACACAGAAUGAGUCAUCCACCAGAUGCUUUAAAUGUGGAAGCAAACUCCAUAAAAGAUGAUCAAAUCAUGGAAGAAGGUCCAGCUUCAGCUCAUACUAUUGGCACUGAAAUAUUCAACAUUGAAUCUGGGUCUUCAAAUCACGACCAAACACUCAAGAAUGUUCCUGCUUCAGCUCAUGCUAUUGGCAAUGAUUCAUGGGUGCAGGUUAGUUUAUUGCUUGUAACCAGCUUCAAUUGUGGAUGGAUAUUGAGCUUCUCAAAUCUAAUGAUGGUACCAAUGAGUUGGGCAUGGGGUAUUUCUAGCUUAAUUUUUGUUGGGUUCUUCAGUUUCUACUCAAGUUGGUUACUUGGAGAUUUUCACUUCAUCCAAGGUCAGAGAUUCAUCAGAUACAGAGACCUCAUGAACUUUGUAUUCGGGAAGAAAAUGUAUUAUGUCACAAUGAUCUUCCAAUUUCUAACCUUUAUAUUGGUAAAUAUGGGCUUCAUCCUACUCGGAGGCAAAGCGUUGAAGGAGAUAAAUCUGUUAUUCAGUGAUACAGCCAUGAGACUCCAGUAUUACAUCAUUAUCACCGGAGCAGCAUACUUCGUAUUUUCAAUUGUCGUCCCAAACAUGUCCGCCAUGAGAAUGUGGAUAGGAUUGUCGACAUUUCUUACAUUCGGUUAUAUUGGAGUCGUUCUUGUGACAACAAUAAACGAUGGAAAAUCUAACAAAUCUAAAGACUAUGCCAUUAAGGGAAGCACGGAGGAUAAGGUGUUCAACGCGUUGGGCGCUCUAUCGGCCAUGAUGGUAUCGAACAAUUCAGGCAUGAUACCGGAAAUACAGUCCACCCUCCGAAAACCAGUUGUCAAGAAUUUACGAAGAGCAUUGUGCGCACAGUAUACUUUCGGUCUCAUGGUAUAUUAUGGUGUAAGUAUAACAGGAUAUUGGGCUUAUGGUUCGGAAGUGCCAGACUAUCUACCUAAAGCAAUCAGCGGGCCAAAAUGGGCUAGAGUCCUGAUCAACUCGGCAGUGUUUCUUCAAAAUAUCAUCUCACAACAUAUGUUUUUACAGCCAGUUCACGAGGCUCUAGAUUCCAAGUUCCUGAAAGUUGAGGAAGGUACAUAUUCACGCGAGAAUUUAAAAAGGCGAUUCCUCCUAAGAGCGAUCCUGUUUACUGGAAAUACAUUGGUGACAGCAGCCAUACCUUUCAUGGGAGAUUUCAUGAACUUCUUGGGGUCAUUCACACUUGUUACCUUGACAUUUAUUUUUCCAAGCGUCAUUUUCAUCAAGGUUAAAGGAAAGACAGCAAAGAUUGGGCAGAAGACAUGGCAUUGGACUAUAGUUCUUGUUUUUUCAUUACUUGCAGUGGCAACUACAAUCAGUGCAGUUAGAUUGAUAAUUAAGGAUAUCAGUACGUACCGUUUAUUUGCGAAUCAAUGAUACAUAAAAGUUCUAUGUUUGAUUUUCAUUACUCCUAUCGUAUAUGUAUUUGUGACGGGUUCCUAACAUUGGUAACGGUUGAACUCUCAUUUUAGACCAAUCAUUGUACUUUCAAGUAAAAUAGCUGAGUCGGAUAGUUCAACACAUAACAGCGUCAAACACAAGUACCCAUGUCCGAGUAACAUUUUACAUUUAGAUCUAUAUGAUCUACUCAAGAUCUUAGUGUAAUGCCCCUCCCCUGUAUAUGCAUUAUUCAGAAAUGUUUCUGCAUUAUGCUAAAAUUGACAUAAGCUACACUGUACUUUUGAGAUUGAUAUACUGUACUUUUGAGAUUGCUACACUACUCUUAAAAAAUAGGUAAACUAAAAUGCCUAAUUAUAUAGAGUAGUAUUUAUAAUUUUAUAUAUAUACUAAAAUAUGUUCUAUUUUAGUAUUGACCAUGGUUAAUUUCACAUAUAUUUAGCCUUAUUUUAUCCUCUUC